ACUUGUUGUAAGAGUAUUGAAUGUUCGAUGGAUCGCCACCUACGCUUCCGACAUGGUUUUUGGUUAAAAGGCUUGUUGAUAUUUCUGCCCAAGAGAAAAAUAGUUUUUGGAGCACACACACAGUUGUUCUUUGGCGUCCGCAGUGUGCGCAUCUUAUAUAGCUCGACACCGGGUCGUAAAUGGUCGAGUCUCCUUACUUAACGGCAAAUGCUGUGCUGAGCAGUGCGUGGAUUUAUUUAUAGCAUUUGUGCUGAUUUUUAAAGUUCGUCUGCUGUGCAUAUAAAAAUCGGAAAAACCACAUUAAAAUUCCAAUUAACAUACAGGAAAAGAUACAAAAUAUACACAUAUAUACAUUGAUCUAUAAGUUGGAACAGCAUUGAUCGGUUUUUGUGUGCCCACGAAUUAUAUAACUAUGUAAUUGUUUGGCGGCUCUCUAGCAGCAAAGCAACACAAUGUCGAACAAAUUUCAACGCAGCUCGCCACAGAUGCUGAGCGUCGGUGCUGGCGGUGCCGGGGGCGGGGGCGUGGACGCAUCAAUCGUCUCCUCAACGACGACAAGCAAUCAGCCGCGUAAGCGCGUCAAGCGCUGCUGCAGGAACUUCGUCACAUUCAUGUGCACACAGGUGGGCGUCGGUGCUCUCAUCGUAUUCUAUGCGAUCUGUGGCGCCUUCGCCUUCAUGAACAUCGAGCGCGAAUAUGUGGACAAGACGGCGGCCCAUGUGCUCGAACUGAGACAGAAUUGUUCGCAGCGAUUGUGGAACAUCACCGAGGAGCAUAAUCUAAUUGAUAAGCCCAAGUGGGUCAACGAGACGAAUGUGGUGCUGCGUGAAUAUCAGAUGCAAAUCGCUGUGAUCAUUAAGAACGGCUAUGUGGGUCGUAGUCCGGCACAGAUCUGGAGCUUUCCGGCUGCCCUGAUGUUCUGCCUCUCUGUCAUCACAAUGAUUGGCUAUGGAAAUAUGGCGCCGCGUACGCCCUGGGGCAAGGGCUUUACUGUUAUCUACGCCACCUUUGGCAUACCCCUCUAUAUACUCUAUUUUCUCAAUAUGGGUCGUGUCCUGGCGCGUUCCUUUAAGUUUCUGUAUCGGUCGAUGCACGACUGCACGCAGGAGCGCAGCUACGAUGCCAGAUUGGAGGCCCUGGAGAAUGGCGGUAGUCUGGGUGCACUGACGUUGCGCAAAAAGAUCAUUGUCCCAUCGACCGCCUGUCUGUGGGUGAUCAUAUUCUAUGUGCUCACGGGCACCAUCAUGUUUGCCAAUUGGGAGAAAUGGAGCUUCUUGAAUAGCUUCUACUUCUGCAUGACGUCGCUGUGUAAAAUUGGAUUUGGUGAUUUUGUGCCGGGCGCAUCGCUGACCACUGCUGCCGAUGUGGAUGCGGCGAUGCAAAAGCUACGUGAAGAUAUUGCCGCCGAUCCCAAUGAGUUGCCGGAUCUGCAGCGUGUCACCGAUCAAAACUCAAAGUUAGCCAUUAACUUUAUAUACAUGCUGCUGGGCAUGGGCCUGGUGGCCAUGUGUCGCAAUCUGAUGCGCGAAGAGGUCAGAGUCAAGCUCAAGGAGAUGAAGGAGGACGCCAAACUGUGUGUGGAGGAUACGCGUCUUCGUUUCGUUGGCUGCUGUGGGGAUCCUCGCGAUGUCUAUGAAAAUGAUUAUUACUAAUACCGAAUGUUCGUCUGAGUGUGUGUGUGUGU
Molecule: messenger RNA, 1684 nt
Organism: Drosophila grimshawi
Lineage: Eukaryota; Metazoa; Arthropoda; Insecta; Diptera; Drosophilidae
Product: potassium channel subfamily K member 9
Exons: 1
Coding region: 453-1652 (399 amino acids)
Biological process (GO): potassium ion transmembrane transport; stabilization of membrane potential
Cellular component (GO): membrane
Molecular function (GO): potassium ion leak channel activity
Source: RefSeq, a predicted model, not a curated record